AUGCCCCCGAAGAAAAAACCCGUCAGUGGACCAGUUGGUGUAUAUGAUGUUGAAAUAAUGAACGAAGACGAACUUAAGCAGUACAUAGAAGCCCUAAAAGAAGAAUCAGAAAGAAUGAAAGCAGCUUUCACCGACCAUCAAAGAGAUAAAAGAGAGCUUGAAGAUUUACUGAGUGAUGCACAGGAAGAUAUUUUAAGCCGAUAUAGAACACUCAUGCAAAAAGAAAUAGAGUUACAAGAACUACUUAGCGAAUCUCAUGACAUUCUCAAAGACGAAGACAAGAAGCACCUGAUCGAAGAACUCGAAACUAAUAAGAAAUUGGCUCAAAAUACGAUAGACAAUUUCAUAGAAGUGCAAGAAAUUGAUAUGUUUCGGCAAGAUGAAUUGAAAAAAUUACAAAAAAACUUAAAUGACAGAAACAGAGAAGUAGAAAAUAUUAAUCUAACUCACAGGCUCAUCUCAACCGAUCUGAAAGAACAGACUGAAGAAGAAUGGGUUAAUAUGAUGGAAAAAAGGAAGCAUUCGUUAGAGGAGAUUUCUGAAGAAUUUAAUGAAAAAUAUCUAGAGGAAAGGCGAAAACUUGUUGAGGAGGAAGAGAACAUAAUGAACACCAUUAUAGAUAGCUUAUUUGGAAAAGAUUCAGAUAAAUAUCCAUCAACAAACGAGGUUGAGAAGAUGUCAUGGUACUUCAAAGAUCUUUUCUGGAAGAAUUUAAAAGCUUCAGCCAACCUCAAAGUAAGAGUGGAAAGCUUGGAAACAGAACUUAAUAAGCUGAAGAUGUUGUUGAGGGAUGCUGAGAAUGAGAAUAAAGAGCUUUUACAAAGUAUUGAGGCCAGCAAUUACAGCUCAAAAAAUAAUAAUGAUCAAGCAGUACCUGAAAAAGAUGAUUUUGACGACAAACAACUCGAUUACCUCACUUACGAAAACUAUACUCUAAAUGAAAAACUUCGCCAAGUCACAGAAGAAAGAAAUGUUUUAAGGAAUAAGUUCAUUUCUGCGAUGAGGAGCAUUUACAAAAAAGCUGACUUUGCAAGUUUUCUUGCAGAGCAGAUGAUAGCAUCCCUGUUGAAAGAUGGACAGAAUCUUAACGAAAAAUCGUUGAAUGCCUAUUUGCAAGAUAAAGACCAAAAAGCAACAACUGAAGCAUCUAGAGUCAAUCAAGAAUACGAUAUGGCGGAAAUACAUAAUGAGUCCUCAUCCAGUAUUUGCUAG
This is a messenger RNA of Argiope bruennichi, 1212 nucleotides long. RefSeq names its product testis-specific gene 10 protein-like. NCBI's taxonomy places the organism in Eukaryota, Metazoa, Arthropoda, Arachnida, Araneae, Araneidae. The record is from RefSeq and is a predicted model, not a curated record. The transcript has a single exon. Bases 1 to 1212 code for a protein of 403 amino acids.